This is a messenger RNA of Rhizoctonia solani, 1284 nucleotides long. Its product is annotated as acyl-CoA dehydrogenase. Gene Ontology annotation, molecular function: acyl-CoA dehydrogenase activity; flavin adenine dinucleotide binding. Lineage: Eukaryota; Fungi; Basidiomycota; Agaricomycetes; Cantharellales; Ceratobasidiaceae. The record is from RefSeq and is a predicted model, not a curated record. Gene Ontology annotation, cellular component: mitochondrion. The transcript is spliced from 8 exons. Bases 1 to 1284 code for a protein of 427 amino acids.
AUGCUCCGUACUCUUAGGUUCUCUCUCCCCGCAACCCGCACAUUUGCUGCUGCUCAGACCUCUGCGGCGAGAUGCUUCUCAGCAUCUUCAGUAACACGAUCGGAACUGUCCUCGCUCAAUAAAUUUACCGAAGAGGAGGAGAUGCUGCGAGAUGUCGUCAGCAGGUUUGCGCGCGAGGUAGUUGCUCCGAAGGUCCGAGAGAUGGACGAGGCAGAAAAGAUGGACCCAUCUAUCGUCAAAGGCCUGUUCGAAAACGGACUCAUGGGCAUUGAAACCGAUCCAGACCACGGAGGAUCAGGGAGCUCAUUCACUUCCGCGAUCAUCGCUAUCGAAGAACUGGCCAAGAUCGACCCUAGUGUAUCGGUCUUGUGUGACGUCCACAAUACGCUUGUCAACACUAUCUUCCGUACCUAUGCCACCAAGGAGCAACAGAGCAAAUACCUUCCCCAACUUGCCGAGAAGAAGGUUGGCUCUUUCUGUCUUUCCGAGCCCGCCUCUGGAUCCGAUGCAUUUGCUUUGCAAACUCGCGCUGUGCCCUCCGAUGACGGUUCUUAUUACACACUCACCGGUUCCAAAAUGUGGAUUACCAACGCCGCCGAGGCGGAAAUCUUCCUUGUUUUUGCGACAGUCGACCCCUCCAAAGGUUACAAAGGCAUCACCUGCUUCGUAGUGCCCAAAGAGCUCGGCGUCGAAAUCGCGAAAAAGGAACAAAAGCUUGGAAUCCGGGCCAGCUCUACAUGCGUCCUCAACUUUGAUGGUAUCAAAGUUCCUGCCGAAAAUCUUAUUGGUGGACCCGACCAAAUCGGAAAGGGCUACAAGAUUGCGAUCGAGAUUCUCAACGAGGGCCGUAUCGGUAUUGCCGCACAGAUGCUUGGGCUCGCCCAAGGUGCAUUUGAUGCAACCGUACCAUACACCUAUCAGCGUAAGCAAGGAGGUCAAGCAAUUGGCACAUAUCAGGCAAUGGCCCACUCCAUGGCGGGCAUUGCUACCAAGAUCGAAGCCGCAAGGCUUUUGACAUACAAUGCCGCCAGACUUAAGGAGGAGGGUGCAAACUUCACCAAGGAGGCGGCUAUGGCCAAAUACUACGCUUCAGUUGUAGCCCAGGAGGCCUCUGGUAGCGCGAUCGAGUGGGCUGGCGGUGUUGGGUUUACCCGCGAGACUGGUAUCGAAAAGUUCUGGCGAGACUCGAAGAUUGGUGCUAUUUACGAAGGAACGAGCAACAUUCAACUCAAUACGAUCGCCAAGUUCAUCCAAAGCAAUACUCUUAGUUAUAUAUUUAGAUGA